AUGCACCCCCACACAGCCCUCCUCGCCGCCCUCCUCGCAACCGGCGCAUCUGCCCACGGCGUAGUCACCCUCAUCAAGGGUGCCAACGGCGUCGACAUGCCGGGUUUGUCCGUCGCUGACGGAACCCCCCGCGACUGCUCCACCAACCGCUGCGGUUCCCAAGCCGACACCUCCAUCAUCCGCGACCGCGAGAUCCGCCGCGGCGAUGUCGGCCCCCUCGGCCGGACCCAGGGUGCGGGACCUGUCGAUGCGGCUACUGCCGUUGGUGUGUUUAUGGGGGGUGCUACUGGCGCGACUGGGAACGCUGGCAACGCUACCGCUGGUACUGGCGCAGCGGGGAACGGGACUGCGGCUGCCGACAGCACCGUGGCGACUGAGAGCAACGUCGCUGCGUCUGCUGGGCAGGGUGCGACAUCGGGAUUGCCGACUUGUGCGGAUGAUGGGACGAUUGAGUUGGUGUAUCAUCAGGUCAACCAAGACGGCGCCGGCCCCCUCGACGCCUCCAUCGACGGCACCUCAGGCGGCACCGACCCGGCCGCAUUCCAAACCGCGACCGUCACGCAAGACGUCCCCGGCCUCGGCGUGCAGGGCCUAAGCCUGGCCACCAAGAAAGACUUCACAGUCAAGGUCCAAAUGCCCCAGGGCAUGACAUGCGACGCGACGGUGGCCGGUGUCAACAACGUCUGUGUGCUCCGCGUGCGCAACGGUGCCGCGGCAGGGCCGUUCGGAGGCAGCGCGGCGUUUACGAUGAGCGCGGCGGCGCAGAAGAGGGCGGUUGAGUUCCGGAUGAGGAAGAGAGCGCUGUCUUUCAGUGCUUAG
This is a messenger RNA of Dichotomopilus funicola, 819 nucleotides long. RefSeq lists its product as uncharacterized. NCBI's taxonomy places the organism in Eukaryota, Fungi, Ascomycota, Sordariomycetes, Sordariales, Chaetomiaceae. The coding region runs from base 1 to 819 and encodes 272 amino acids. The transcript is spliced from 4 exons. The record is from RefSeq and is a predicted model, not a curated record.